Molecule: messenger RNA, 969 nt
Organism: Danio rerio (zebrafish)
Lineage: Eukaryota; Metazoa; Chordata; Actinopteri; Cypriniformes; Danionidae
Gene: gatd3l
Product: glutamine amidotransferase class 1 domain containing 3, like
Source: RefSeq, marked validated
GUCACUUUAUCUCUCUGUGUGUUUUAAAGCUACAGUAAAUCAGUCAUGUUGGCAUCACGGGCUCUCCUCGCCAAGCAGGCCGCAGCCAUGCUGGUGCGUCAACCUGCCUGCCUGAUGCAUCACGGGGGAGACUGGGGCAACUGGGGCAACACCAACAUCGCUGUGGUUUUCUCUGGUUGUGGUUGGUGGGACGGGACUGACAUCCAUGAGGCUGCAUACACCAUGUACCACUUGAGCCGUAAUGGAGCCCGUUUUCAGAUCUUUGCUCCAAACCAGCAGCAAAUGCAUGUCAUGGAUCACAUGAAGAUGCAGCCAUCUUCCAGCGACAACAGGAACAUGAUGAUGGAGUCUGCGCGAUUCAGCCACGGUCAGGGAAUGAUGCAGAUGAACGAUCUGUCCAAACUGGACGCUAACAGUUUUGAUGCCGUCAUCUUUCCUGGAGGCCACGGCAUCGUCAAAAACAUGUCCACCUUCAGCAAAGAUGGCAAAGACUGCAAGUUGAAUAAUGACGUGGAAAGAGUUCUGAAGGACUUCCACCGCGCUCGCAAACCCAUUGGGUUGUCCAGCAUGGCUCCUCUCCUAGCGUGUCGAGUUCUGCCCAGUCUGGAGGUCACGAUGGGUUAUGAGCGGGACGAGAGCAGCCGCUGGGGCCGCUGGCCAAACACCAACAUGGUGCAGGCGGUCAAGAGCAUGGGGGCCCGUCACAACACCCGUGAACCUUACGAAGCCUAUGUGGACGAGAAAAACAAGGUGAUCAGCACUCCGACCUUCAUGUGGGAGACCGACUACCACUACCACUACAUCUUUGACGGCAUCGGGAACAUGGUGAAGCACGUCAUGCGCAUGACCGCCAAAUGAGUCUCACCAGAACACAAACACCUGAAGGCUUUCACACUUAACUUUAGGUUGACCAGAAUCCACUGUGAUGUGGGCGUACAGAGAGUAAAUAAAGAAAAGCAUGCAAUGCAA